Dioscorea cayenensis subsp. rotundata (Guinea yam) is the source of this 2221-nucleotide messenger RNA. Its product is annotated as protein KRI1 homolog. Lineage: Eukaryota; Viridiplantae; Streptophyta; Magnoliopsida; Dioscoreales; Dioscoreaceae. Gene Ontology annotation, cellular component: 90S preribosome; nucleolus. Gene Ontology annotation, biological process: endonucleolytic cleavage in ITS1 to separate SSU-rRNA from 5.8S rRNA and LSU-rRNA from tricistronic rRNA transcript (SSU-rRNA, 5.8S rRNA, LSU-rRNA). The record is from RefSeq and is a predicted model, not a curated record.
CGAUUCUCUCUCUCUCUCUCUCUCUCUUGUCAAUGGCUAUCGAUCUCUUCGAUGGCGCUGGAUCCUCUGAUGAGGAGGUUCCCGAGCUGGAGAUCGACCACGAGUUUGCCCGCCGGUUCGAGCAUAACAAGCGCCGCGCCGCCCUUCACCGGCUGGAAGAACUCAAGGCCCGUGGCGUUGCCCAAUCGUCUUCCUCCUCCUCAGAUGACGAUGAGGAUUCCGAUGAAUCAGAGGAUGAUGACGAGCUCGCUGGCAACUCCGGUAAGGACCUCAAGUUCUAUGAUGCUCUUGUUCGCAUUAAGAAGCAGGACCCUGUUCUCCAUGAGAAAGAUGCCAAGCUUUUCUCAUCUGAUGAUGAAGAGUUUGAUGAAAACCCUAAGCCUUUGAAGAAGGAGAAGAGAGAGGGGCCUCAGUACUUGAAAGAUGUCAUGGCGAAGCAUCUAAUCGAGCACGGUCCGGAGUUUGAUGAUGAUGAUGCUGUAACCCUAAAAAAGAACCCAAAAAUCUAUAAGAAAGAGCAGAUGGAUGAUAUCAAGGCGUUUUUGGAAGCCGAGAAGGAAGCAUUGGGCUCUGAUGACGAUGAGGAGUUCUUCAAGGAGAAGGAAAAGGAGGAAGGUGAAGCAGAGGAUGAGGAUGCCGGCCAGAUUCAGAUGAGAUUGGAUGAGUAUUUUGGGGAUGAUGAGAAGUUGGAUGAGAAUGAGAUGUUCUUGAAGAAUUUUUUUAAGGAGAAGAUGUGGGUUGACAAGGACAAGGAUAAAAAACCCGUCUUUGAUGAUAUUGGAGUGUCAGAAGACGAGGGUGAGCUUGAGAAGCAGGAUAAAUAUGAAGCUGAGUAUAACUUCAGGCAUGAGGAGGCCGAGGGGGAUGACCGGGUGUGGGGGCAUGCCAGAGUAACAGAGGGAUCAGUGCGGAAGAAAUCAAGCAGCAGAAAGGUUCAGAGGAAGAGCAAGGAGGAGAGGAUGGCGUUGGCAGAGUAUGAGAGGAAGGAGGAGCUGAAGCAUUUGAAGAAUCUGAAGAAGAAAGAGAUUCAGGAGAAGCUUGAAAAGAUAAGAGCAAUUGCUGGGAUUGAAGAUGGUGAUUGUAAGAUCCAUGCUGAUGAUUUGGAGGAGGAUUUUGAUCCUGAGGAGUAUGAUAGGAAGAUGAGGGAGGUGUUUGACACUAGGUAUUAUGAUGCGGAGGAUGCUGAUCCUGGGUUUGGUAGUGAUGCUGAGGGGGAUCUUGAAAAACCCGAUUUUGAUAAGGAGGAUGAGUUGCUUGGGUUGGGGAAGGAUUGGGAUGUGGUGAAUUCCAAUGAAGGGUUUGCCGCAGUUAGAGAAAGAAUGCUGAAGAAGAAAGCAGAAGAAGAUAAUGAUGAUGAAGAAGAAGAAGAGGAUGUAGAAAGGCGCAUCGGAAGAGAGGGCAAGAGGAAGAGGAAACGGAAGAUUUCUCUCAAGGAGAAAGUUGAACUGGAGAAGGAGUUGGAGGAGUAUUAUAAAUUGGAUUAUGAAGAUACAAUUGGAGAUCUUAAGACUCGCUUCAAGUAUACUUCUGUUCCUGCCAAAUCGUAUGGAUUAUCUGCGUCCGAAAUUUUGAUGACGGAUGAUAAGAACCUGAACCAGUUUGUUUCGUUAAAGAAGUUAGCACCAUAUAGGCAGAAAGAGUGGAAGGUAACUUAUCACCAUAAAGUUGAAGAGGAUUUGAUACUUCAUGGAAAGAAACCAGAAGGUAAGAUGAGUGAUAAGAAGCAUGGGUUGAUUGAAAAUUUAGAUUCUAAGGAACCAGAAAAGAAAGAUGAAAUGGAUACAGCAAAUGGGGAGGCAACUAUGUCUAGGAGGGCCAAGAGAAGACGUCGCCAAGCUGAGCUGAAACUGUCUCAAUCAAGGCUCGCAGCUUAUGGAAAGAUUCCUGUUAAAACUCAUAAAAAGCAGUGAUUUUGCAGGAUUGUAGAGUAUGAUCAUCAUCAUUCAUGAAGUAUUCUUGUGCUUGUACGAAGCGCUCACUUUUUUUGAUUAUGGGUUUUGUUUUUAAGAUAUUUAGACAUGGGUUGCGCCUGUUUCACUCCGAUUUUUUAUGCCUUUCUUAUGCUUAGGGCAAUACAUGUAUCACGGGAGCAUUUUAUCAGUCCUACCAUUGUUCUAUGGAAGGGACUUGUAUGAAAAGAGAAAACCUUAUGUUUUGAAUGUUGCUCACCUGUUUUAGUUAUUUAUUUCAAUCUAAUUGCUGAAAUUUAUCUUUUGUCAAA